CUCUCUUGCUCGCGAUGCACUGCAGAGAGCACAGUGGUCUCCGAUCACAUGAUAGGUCAGGUGACAUCAGGUGACCGGGAUCAGUCGGACUUCGGGCGUAAGGACACGCGAUGGCCUGACUCGGCCAGGACAACGGUCGCCGGGAGCAGGUGGUUGCUGUGGGUGGACGCUCAGACGUCACCGCGGUUUCGGCAUUGGUUUUGUUUACCUUUUGGGCGUCGACGAUGCGCCGGCCGGCUGCGGUGCGGAGGGUGCGGACGAGAUAAAAGGAAGCCGCCUCGCUGGCUGCUCUGCGCUGCUCACUAUCGCAAUGCUCCGUCUCGCCGCUGCCUCCCUCAGCCGCCUUCCCGCCUCCUCUUCUUUCUUAUCUUCACCGUCUCGCCUCUCAUCACUCUCCUCCUCCUCCUCCUCUGCUGUCUUCCGCCGCACAAUGGCCUCCAUGAAAGCGCUCGUCUACGAGGGCCCCGCCCAAAAGUCCUGGAAGUCCGUCCCCAAGGCCGCCAUCCAGGCCCCCACCGACGCCGUCGUCAAGCUCACCUCGACCACCAUCUGCGGCACUGACCUCCACAUCCUCAAGGGCGACGUCGCAACCGUCACCCCCGGCCGCAUCCUCGGCCACGAGGGCGUCGGCAUCGUCGACUCCGUCGGCUCUGGCGUCUCCGCCUUCAAGCCCGGCGACCGCGUCCUCAUCUCCUGCAUCACCUCCUGCGGCAAGUGCCUCUACUGCCAGCGCAACAUGCAGGCCCACUGCCACUCCGGUGGCUGGAUCCUCGGCAACGAGAUCGACGGCACGCAGGCCGAGUUCGUUCGCAUCCCCUACGCCGACACCUCUCUCUAUGCCGCGCCCAAGGCCCUCGCCGACGACGCCCUGCUCAUGCUCUCCGACGCCCUCCCGACCGGCUUCGAGGUCGGCGUUCGCUCCGCAAAGAUCCAACCUGGUGAGUCUGUCGCCGUCGUCGGCGCCGGCCCCGUCGGCAUGGCCGUCCUCAUGACCGCACAGUUCUACUCGCCUGCCUCAAUCAUCAUGAUCGACACCGACGACUCGCGUCUCGAGGUCGCAAAGAAGCUCGGCGCUACGCACACAAUCAACCCCGCCAAGCUCGGCGCCUCCUCGACAAUCCUCGACGCCAUCAACGCCAUCAACAACGAGCAGUACACUGCCUCCGGUGAGACUCCCAACCCAGCCAUGAGCGCCGAGCCCGGCGUCGACGUCGCGAUCGAGUGCGUCGGUAUCCCCCAGACCUUUGCUACAUGCCAGUCCAUCAUCGCCCCCGGCGGCCGGAUCGCAAACGUCGGAGUGCACGGAACAAAGGUGGAUUUGCAGCUGCAGGACCUGUGGAUCAAAAACAUCACAAUCACGACCGGUCUCGUGUCUGCAAACACCACCGCAAUGCUCCUCAAAGUCCUGCAGGGAGGAAAGGUCAAGCCCGAGGCGCUCAUCACCCACAGAUUCAAGCUCGACGAUAUUGAGCACGCGUACGAGGUCUUUGGCAAUGCUGCAAAGGAGCAUGCCAUCAAGACGUUUAUCGAGGCUUAGUGUACAUGUACAAAACAGUUCCGUCAUUCAUUUCUUGCUUUAAUUUC
This is a messenger RNA of Myxozyma melibiosi, 1584 nucleotides long. Its product is annotated as putative zinc-dependent alcohol dehydrogenase. NCBI's taxonomy places the organism in Eukaryota, Fungi, Ascomycota, Lipomycetes, Lipomycetales, Lipomycetaceae. Gene Ontology annotation, molecular function: oxidoreductase activity; zinc ion binding. The transcript has a single exon. The record is from RefSeq and is a predicted model, not a curated record. The coding region runs from base 311 to 1537 and encodes 408 amino acids.